AUGGGCCAGUUCAACGUAUCCGCCGCGGAAGUCUCCCGGCACAACAACAAAGACUCCUGCUGGAUUGCAGUCCGGGGCAAAGUGUACGAUGUGACAGGCUUUCUUGACGAACAUCCCGGCGGCGCUCGUGUAAUCCUUAAAUGCGCUGGCCGUGAUGCAACAAACGACUACGACGCCAUCCACCCGGCUGAGCUCAUUGAAGAGACACUUUCGCCAUCGGCAUUCAAGGGGAAUGUUGAUCCGUCAACGCUCGAACAACCGAAAACGGCCAAUGCUGCCACAAACGCAUCCAAAAAGGGCGAUGCUUCCGAUGCCGCCCCGCCGCUGAGCACAUUGAUCAACGUUCGAGACUUUGAGAAAGUGGCCGAACGCCAUCUACCUGCAAACGCGUGGGCAUACUACGCUGCCGGGGCAGAUGAUGAGUAUUCCAAAGCUGACGCUGAACUUGCAUACCGCAAAGUCCUAUUCCGUCCACGCAUCCUACGGGAUGUCAGCACAGUCGAUACGCGGACAAAGAUUCUGGGCCAUGACGUCUCGUUACCGGUGUACAUUUCAGCCGUCGGUAUUGCAAAGUUUGCACAUCCUCAAGGGGAAUGCACUCUGGCAGCGGCAGCUGGACGAGAAGGGCUUGCACAACUAGUUGCCACUCGGUCGAGUAUGUCGAUUGAUUCGAUUAUGAAAGCUCGAACGGGCGGGGACCAGCAGCCCAUUUUCUUUCAGUUAUACAUGCACAAAGAUGCAAAGAUCUCCGAAGCGACUAUUCUCAAGGCUGUCAAGGCUGGAGUCAAAGGAAUCUGGCUCACGGUGGAUUCGCCGGUAACGGGCAAGAGAGAAAGGGACGAGCGCCUGAAAGCCCAGGUUGACGUGGGCGAGCAAAACGACAAAAUUGGCGGUAAAGGCCAGCCUGUGCAGGGCAUAGCCAAAACCUUGGCCAGCACAGUUGCUCCCUACCUGGACUGGAACACGAUCGCCUACCUCCGCAAACUGAGCAGCCUACCACUUGUCAUCAAGGGUAUUCAAUCCGUCGAGGAUGCCGUAUUGGCCUACAAACACAAGGUCGAUGGCAUCGUGAUUACGAAUCACGGCGGCCGCUCCCAAGACACCGCACAGCCGCCUCUUCUGACACUGUUGGAGAUUAACAAAUACGCUCCUUACAUUAUAAAAGAGAAGAACAUGCAGGUUUUCAUUGAUGGCGGUAUCCGGCGAGGCACAGAUGUCGUCAAGGCCCUUGCCCUAGGUGCUACAGCCGUUGGCAUGGGUCGACCAUUCUUGUACAGCAUGAGCUCCGGAUACGGCGAGGCAGGAACACGGCGUAUGGUUGAGAUUCUGCGUGAGGAAAUUGAGCAGAAUAUGGCCUUGGUUGGUGUGACCAAGAUAUCAGAGCUGAACAGGGAGCUGCUCAAUACAUCGCGACUGGAGAGGGAUCUUACAAGUUUUGUUGCGAAGCUGUAA
Talaromyces atroroseus is the source of this 1452-nucleotide messenger RNA. RefSeq lists its product as hypothetical. Bases 1 to 1452 code for a protein of 483 amino acids. Gene Ontology annotation, molecular function: heme binding; oxidoreductase activity. The record is from RefSeq and is a predicted model, not a curated record. NCBI's taxonomy places the organism in Eukaryota, Fungi, Ascomycota, Eurotiomycetes, Eurotiales, Trichocomaceae. The transcript is spliced from 3 exons.